Molecule: messenger RNA, 690 nt
Organism: Penicillium canariense
Lineage: Eukaryota; Fungi; Ascomycota; Eurotiomycetes; Eurotiales; Aspergillaceae
Product: PMF1/NNF1 family protein
Exons: 2
Coding region: 1-690 (229 amino acids)
Biological process (GO): chromosome segregation
Cellular component (GO): MIS12/MIND type complex
Source: RefSeq, a predicted model, not a curated record
AUGGCAGGGCCCAAUUCACACCCGCCCCAACACCAACCCGCACCCACAGCCUCGCACUCACAAACACCCGGUCUACGCGCCUCGCGCCUGCACCAAGUCUUCGAUCAAGCACUGGCGCGCACGCUGCGUGCAAACUCAUAUUCCAACUUCGCUGGUUGUUUCCCCACUCCGGCGCGGCAUGUCCCUGCUAGUCUGGAGAGUGUGUGGAGGCAGUUGAACGCGAAGCUGGAGGAGAGCGCUAAGGCGGAGUUCGAGGAGAUUAUUGAGGAGCGGCAGGCUGUGAGGCACUUGAAUGAGUUGGAUCGGUUGGUUGAGGAAGCGAAGGCGAGGAGGGAGAGUGGGAGUGCCGCCGAGAAUGGAAACGGGCAGCAGCAGCAGCAGCAGCUUGGCAAUGCCCCGCACACCCUCGGCGCGGAAGAACUCUACACGGCGCACCUGACGCCGUACCUGCAGGAAGCACAGUCGACGCUGAAUAGCAGGCUCGAGGAGACACAUGCGCAGAAUGCGAAGUUGGCGCAAACGGUGCAGGCGCAGAGGCUGGAAAUUGAGACCCUCUUGGCGCACCUUGAGUCCGUUGUCACAGAUAUCGAGGGCGCUGCUACGGCGGCUACGGAGUUCAGCAAGGAGCACCAUAUUCGCCAAGACGCGGUCCAAAUGGAUGAGGAAGUCAAUGCUCGGCCGGGGAUAUAA